Molecule: messenger RNA, 1113 nt
Organism: Drosophila arizonae
Lineage: Eukaryota; Metazoa; Arthropoda; Insecta; Diptera; Drosophilidae
Product: peritrophin-48-like
Cellular component (GO): extracellular region
Molecular function (GO): chitin binding
Source: RefSeq, a predicted model, not a curated record
AUUGAAUUGAAAUUCGUGGCAGGCAUUUAUCUAUUGGCAUGUAUCCUGUGCCUGGCCGUUGGCAGCAGCCUCGGCGUGAUCCUGGAGGGCAACUACAAUGUGACCUCGGUGUGCACACUGGUCAAGGCGGGCACACAGCUGGGCAGCAUUGAGUCGUGCGACUAUUAUUAUGUGUGCACCCCGAACGGACCCGUGCAGACCUAUUGCCAGGCGGGCUACGCGUAUGACUAUAAGGCGCAAACCUGUAGCCCAUCGUCUCAGGUGCAGUGCUACUACGGCGUGCAAGAGCCCUGCUCUGGCAUCACCGAGGGCUGGGUACCAGUUGAAAACACUUGCAAUCAGUGGAUCUACUGCAAAAAUGGUGUAGCCGGCGGACGCGGCAGUUGCGGUGAACUGACCUUCAGUGCGCAGUUGCAGCGAUGCACUGCUGAGAAGUGUAAUAUCUUAUCCGAAGGUGACGGAGUAACUCUUAACAACAUCUGCCAGGUGGUGCCACCUAAUAUUUACUUUGGCGACCCCUACAAUUGCACCAAGUACCAAUUUUGCUACCCAGAUGGCAGUUACGCAUCCGGUUACUGCACCACGAGCGCCUUCAUUGUAUCAUCUCAACGUUGCGGCUAUGAUACAAACGGCGCCUGCGAUCGAAUUCAACAAGGAGGAUUGUCCGAAUCAUGCGACACUGUCGGUGCUACCAGGGGCGAUCCAAAUGUGUGCGGCAGCUAUCAGGUUUGCAAUGGCAAAACCUAUGAGCUGAAGAACUGUCCCAGUGGCCAGUACUUUAAUGUUGCGACAAGCACCUGCUUGUCUCGUCAGUCGGCAGUACCAGAGCCGGGCUGCAAUCGUUGCCAGUACGCGACCACACCGUUUGUGAAUGCUAUCAGCAAUGAUAAUUGCAAUACUUACUACCACUGCAACAAUGGCGCCAAUGGCAACGUUACCAGUUGCCCAGCAGAUUACUUCUUCAACGAACUUGAGCAGGGCUGUGUCCAAUAUACUGGUAAUAGUCUGCAAAACUAUGGAUCCGUCUAUCCUGCUUGCGCUGGCGCCACAGCUCCAGCGACAACCACUGCACCGGCAGUUUUUACGGGGUAUCGAUUACUCAGGCAGUCCUAA